This is a messenger RNA of Nicotiana attenuata, 963 nucleotides long. RefSeq lists its product as uncharacterized. The transcript has 2 exons. Lineage: Eukaryota; Viridiplantae; Streptophyta; Magnoliopsida; Solanales; Solanaceae. Bases 1 to 963 code for a protein of 320 amino acids. The record is from RefSeq and is a predicted model, not a curated record.
AUGAUGAAGAGAUUCACUAAACAAAGAAGCUUGGUGAAACCUGCAAUUGCUACUGCUUUCUUGACUUUGGCUAGGAUGUAUGAGCAAAAAGGCAAUUUGAAGAAGUUGUUUGGUUCAGAUGAGUACACUAGCAGUGCCUAUGGAAGGGAAGCUCGAGGGAGAGAAUCUGCACAUAUUAUACUUUCUACUUCAUUCUGGAACAAUGUGGUUCAUGCAUUGAAGAUUGGUGGUCCUUUAGUUAAAGUGCCACCAAUGGGCUACUUGUACGAAGCAAUUGAUUGGGCAAAGGAGGCUAUUCAAGACUCUUCUAGUGAUCAAAGAAAAUACAAAAGAGUCUUUGAGAUCAUAGAUAAAAGGUGGGAUAGUAAGCUUCAUAGCCCUUUGCAUGCAGCUGGACUUGUUUUGAACCCGGAACUGUUUUAUGCCAAUGAAGAGAGGAUUCUAGGAGAUGAACCUUUGUGGAGUGGAUACUAUGAAUGCAUUGAGAAGUUGAUACCUGAAGAAUCCGUGCAAGAUAAAAUCACAGAGCAAUUUAGUAUUUAUAGGAAUGCUGAACAACUUUUUGGAAAAAACAUGGCCAUUAGACAAAGAACGACAAAGUCACCAGUCUUCAUUAAGUACAAUAGAACAUUGAGGCGUCGUUACAACGCUCGCAAUGUAAUUGAUCCAAUUAGUUUGGACAACAUCGAUGAUGCUAAUGAAUGGCUAACUGGAGUCCCGGAAGAUCAUGCAGAUGGAGAAGUAUUUGAUGAUACUUCUGGUAUCACUUGGGGUGAUGUUGCGGAGGCGCGUGGAAUUGGGGAGAGGAUUUAUGGUUUGAGGUUGAGGGGGAGUACCUCAACUUCAAGUUCACAGAGGAAGGGAAAACAGGCAGCUACUUCGUCUGUAGUUGAUGAAGAAGAUGACGAGCAAUAUAAUAAUGAUAGUGGAAUACAAGAAUUUGACAAUCUUGUAGAAGAAUAG